Saimiri boliviensis boliviensis (Bolivian squirrel monkey) is the source of this 1519-nucleotide messenger RNA. RefSeq names its product adaptor related protein complex 5 subunit sigma 1 (gene AP5S1). Lineage: Eukaryota; Metazoa; Chordata; Mammalia; Primates; Cebidae. The record is from RefSeq and is a predicted model, not a curated record. Gene Ontology annotation, biological process: double-strand break repair via homologous recombination; endosomal transport. Gene Ontology annotation, cellular component: cytosol; AP-type membrane coat adaptor complex; lysosome.
UGGGGCUCGGUUGGUCAGGGCUUCCAGCUGGGACGCUUCGAGCCCGCACCGGAAGUGCCCAGCGUGGUUCCCGCCGGCAGCUCGGGGCCGGAGGGUUUCAGUCCCACCGCGAGGCCGACCCAAGCCCAGGGUUCAAGAGUCAGCACAUGCCGCCCGCGCAUGGCUCCCGCAACGCCGCCCUGGACGUGACCACGACAGCGCCAGCGGCGCGGGCGCCCGCUACCGACGUGCGCCCGCUACCGACGUGCGCAGGCGCCCAUGGGCUGCGCAGCCGCCAUUGCUCUCCUGCCUCCAAGCGGAGCGCUUGUUAGCAGUCGGCGGGCCUGGACUGAAGGCUGAGUGCGACGCCUCGACGACAGCGGCCCGGAGCUGCAGGAGCAACACACUUAGGGCGGGGUGCCCCGUUUAGGCCUGGCUGACUGGAGUAAGAAACUACAACCCCCCAAGUGCAUUGCGCCGCAGGGUUGCGGAGCCAGUGACCACCCACUCUGGAGCCAUGGUCCACGCCUUCCUCAUUCACACCUUGAGGGCCCCAAAUACCGAGGACACAGGCCUUUGCCGAGUGCUCUACUCCUGUGUCUUUGGUGCUGAGAAAUCACCUGAUGACCCGCGGCCACAUGGUGCUGAGAGGGACAGGCUUCUCCGGAAGGAACAGAUUUUAGCUGUGGCCAGGCAGGUGGAGUCAAUGUGCCGGCUGCAGCAGCAGGCAUCCGGCCGGCCCUCCAUGGACCUGCAGCCGCAGUCCUCAGAUGAGCAAGUGCCCCUGCACGAGGCCCCACGUGGGGCCUUCCGCCUGGCAGCAGGGGACCCUUUUCAGGAGCCACGGACGGUGGUGUGGCUGGGCGUGCUCUCAUUAGGCUUUGCCCUGGUGCUGGACGCCCACGAGAACCUGCUGCUGGCUGAGGGCACACUCCGGCUGCUGGCACGCCUCCUCCUUGACCACCUCCGGCUACUGGCACCCAGCACCAACCUCCUGCUGCGGGCUGACCGCAUCGAGGGCAUCCUCACCCGCUUCCUGCCCCAUGGUCAGCUACUUUUCCUCAACGACCAGUUUGUCCAAGGCCUGGAGAAGGAAUUCAGUGCUGCUUGGCCCCGCUGAUUCCUCAUUGGGAUGAUGCUUCGGAGGGCAGGCAGAGGGUGGACACACAGCCAGAUGAAGCUUGGCCUCUGUCUCCUGCCCAGCCUGCUCCCAGCUCUGAUGUGCUGCUAUACCAGGACAAGUAGGGGGCACAAAGGAGGAGGCUGCAGAAAGGAGGCUGGGCAGAGGGCGGAGGAAGUCCUGUCUGUCCUCAGGUUAGUGGAACCACAGAACAUCCCGAGCCUAGAGCUGCUAUGUAACUUAGACCACUGCAGUGCGGCAGCCAUGCUUGUCCUUGACCCCAGCUUCCUCCACCCCCAACAGCCACUAGUGGUAGGGUGAGGAGCUGCCUGGAACUCAGCCCACCUUCUCCUUCCAAACCCACAGUCAAGGCCAGGCAUAGUGGCUCAUGCCUGUAAUCCCAGCACUUUUGGAGGCCGA